GAUCAGCUGUGGCUCGUGCGCCUUGCGAAGCAACAAGUGGAUUUAGCGAUUCUGAGCGAACUUGAUUCUUUGACGGAGAGAAACCAACGCGUCUGGUCGCGCGUGCGGCCAAAGCCGUUAAGUAAGCGGGAAAAGUAAGCGGAAGGCAGCCGUUCGAGCGGAGUUCGCGUUCCGUUGGCGUUUAACGGAUUUACGGUUGCGUUUGCGCAGUUCGAUGACGUGCGCGCGCUGCUGUGAGCGCAGGUGUUGUUGUAGGUGUGCAGGACGGUAAUAAAUCUGAUUUAUGAUGUGCGACUCUGGGUCAGAUGAGGAUAUAUCCCCUGAGGACGGAGGAUCGACGGAGUCCGUCCGCAAGGGAUGUGAUCCUCUCGUCUCAACCCAGCGCAGCAAACUGCAGCAGCGGAGAGCUAAACUCAACCAGAAGAUCAACCGAGAGCUUCGCCUGCGGAGCGGAGCUGAAAACCUUUACAGGGCCAGCAGUAAUCAGAAGGUGAAAGAGACUGUUGCGUUAGAACUGAGUUUCGUGAACUCGAACCUUCAGCUUCUCAAAGAAGAACUGGAGGAACUGAACAGCAGUAUGAACGUCUACCAGACCGAGAGUUUCAGCGUUCCCAUGAUUCCACUUGGACUGAAAGAGACUAAAGAGACGGACAUGACCGUUCCUCUUCAGGAUUUCAUCAGUGAGCAUUACAGUGAGGACGCGUCUCUGUACCUGAACGAGAUCCGGGAAUUUAUGGAACUAAGACAGGCCAUGAGAACGCCCAGCAGGAGUGAGUCGGGACAGGAGCUGCUGAUGGAAUAUUAUAACCAGCUCUAUUUCCUGGAUCAGCGCUUCUUCUCACCGCACAGAAGUCUGGGAAUUCAUUUUCACUGGUGAGAUGCAAAUGAGUUAAUGAAUUAAUCUUAGUCAAAGUCAGAGCUUCUGAUUAUUUUCAUCAGGUUAAAACGCAACGGCACGAUCCAGAAGCGCGAUUAAAACGAAAGUAAAUAAAUGUUCAACAUCGGAGCACUUUAUACUCAGAUCGGGGCCAGACAGGAUCGCUCGACACUGACGGGCAUUCAGAGCGCCAUCGAUGCUUUCCAGAGAGCAGCGGGUGCGUUUCUCUACCUGCAGGAGAAUUUCUCUCACGCGCCGAGUCUGGAUAUGAGCGGCCCUGCUCUUAGCAUGCUGGUCCGUCUCAUGGUAGCUCAGGUUCAGGAGUGUGUGUGUGAGAUGGUCAUACUCAGCGUGCAGGACGACGACCUGAACGUGCUUCUGCAAGCCGCCCAGGAGGCAGCGAGGGUGUCAGACGUGUAUUCUCUGGUUCUCCAGGCGAUGUCGGUGCCGUUACUGAAGGACUACGUUCCCUUCUCCUGGAUCUCUAUGGUUCAGGUCAAAACGCAUCAUUUCAGAGCGCUGGCUCACUACUACACCGCUGUGGCGCUGUGUGACUGUUCAGCAGUUCUGUCUGAUGAAGAUGACGAUGAAGGUCGAGAGAUUAAAGCUCUCGUACAGGUUCACACCAGACGGCCGGAAAAACUCAAUCUUCGUGAUCCCGAGGACAAGCGGAGACUCGGUAAAGCUCACCUGCGGAAAGCCAUCAUACGUCACGAGGAGGCCCUCCGUCUUCACGGCGUGUGCAAGAUGCUUCGCAAGAUGGACAUCCUGCAGGAAGUCCUGUCACACGCUCACGCGCGCUCGCUGGAGAAAUACUCCGACAUCGAUCAGGAGGAUGAUUUCUGCGAGGUCGCGGAGGCUCCGGAGAUCCAGUCUCACACACAGCAGAAGCCUGACAUUAAAGCUCCAGAUUUCAGCAGCGUCAGAGUGACUGAUAUCUUCCACCGACUGGGGCCCCUGUCCGUGUUUGCCGCUCGGAACCGCUGGGUGCGCCGCCAUGUGUGUCUGGUUCGAGGAGAGGCGGGGCUCGGGCUCACGCUUCGAGGCGAUUCGCCGGUUCUGGUCGCCGGGGUGUUGCCGGGGGGACGCGCUGCGGAGGCGGGGCUCCGCGAGGGCGAUUACCUGGUGGCUGUGAACGGCGCGGACCGCAGGUGGGCAGAACACGCCGAGGUCGUUCACGCUCUGAAGAGCUGCACCGAGAGAGGACUGGAGGUGGACGUCAUCACUCUACAGUCACACGAGGCCGAGAGGAGGAUGAAUCUCUCACCCGGCGGGGAGAAGGAGUGUCAGUCGGGCAGCCAGAGGAGAGCCGGCCGGGAAUACGAGCGGGGGUCCUCGUCUCUGUGGAACUGGAGCUGGAGGAGCGCUGGAGUCACCAAGAGACUCGGGAGCACCUUCAGCCUCUCCUUCGGGAACGCCAGAGAGAGCGAGUCCAUGUUCUGACGCAGAACAAAAGCAGUUUUACCCACUACAGCACGGUUAUCACAUAAAGUUAUAGUUUUUAAACUAGCUGCUUUAGAGGCAUGCAUUUCAUCACGUAAAGUUACCCUGACGGGGUUUUAUUAGCACUAUGCUGUAACGGGCCUUAUUCUAACUGUGUCUCGCAGCAGCUCCAGAAGGUAUUGAAGGAAUCGGUAGAGCGGAUGUAUGCGCCAUUACUACGGGACAGGACUUUUAUUAAGUUAAGUGAGAAUAGAGAACGAUCAGAUGCAGAUACAUGCGCGUGUACGUUCGUUCCACUUUAGGAAAUACAGAAACCAUGGCUAACGUAAAAACGGCCCGUGCGGUCGCCCUAGGAACUAGUCGCCCAAGAAUGAACAUUUGCUGGAAAUGUGCUCACCCCCAGGCCAUUCAAGAUGUAGACGUAGAGUUGGUUUCUUCCGUCGGGUUUGGAGGAACGUGCAAAACUGUGGCGAAUGGGAUGGGUGCCGUCAAGAACUGCGGCGAAUGGGUGCCGUCAAGAACUGCGGCGAAUGGGUGCCGUCAAGAACUGCGGCGUAUGGGUGCCGUCAAGAACUGCGGAGAAUGGGUGCCGUCAGAAAUGCAGGCGUAUGGGUGCCGUCAAGAACUGCGGCGAAUGGGUGCCGUCAAGAACUGCGGCGAAUGGGUGCCGUCAAGAACUGCGGCGUAUGGGUGCCGUCAAGAACUGCGGCGUAUGGGUGCCGUCAAGAACUGCGGCGUAUGGGUGCCGUCAAGAACUGCGGCGUAUGGGUGCCGUCAAGAACUGCGGCGUAUGGGUGCCAUCAAGAACUGCGGCGUAUGGGUGCCGUCAAGAACUGCGGCGUAUGGGUGCCAUCAAGAACUGCGGAGAAUGGGUGCCGUCAGAAAUGCAGGCGUAUGGGUGCCGUGAAGAACUGCGGCGAAUGGGUGCCGUCAAGAACUGCGGCGAAUGGGUGCCGUCAAGAACUGCGGCGAAUGGGUGCCGUCAGAACUGCGGAGAAUGGGUGCAAACUAUAGAAUACUUACCAACUAUAUCAGCUUAUUGAGACAAAAUCCAUAUACGGGCCAGUGUUUUAACAAUAUAUUUGACAGUAUAUUUUUCUUGCAUGGUUUUAUUGCCUGUUAAACUACAUAAUGCAAUAUGCCUAUAUACUUGUGAACAUAACUUAUAAGUACAUUAUUAUAACAAACACCUGCAGAGGGCGCCAACGGCCUGGAGCCCGUCCCUUCACAGCGUGAUACAUAAAUGACCUUUAAAUCUAUUCCAUUUUAACAUUCGGCCUCAUGCAAACUUUUAUUUUGCGUCCUCCCGUGGUUUAGAAAUGAUUACACGAGUUAUUUACCUUCAGCCGUUUCGAUUCAGAAUUAAAAGAAUUAGUUUCUGGCUUCCAGUGGAUUAACGGUUUUCAACAAACGCUCGUUUUUUAGGCGAACUGUUCCUUUAAGAAUGCACUUUUUUUGCACAGAAAAGUCUAUUAGGUCUGUUUAUUAGUUGUUGUCAGAAGCGAUUCGUUUUCCAGCUGCGCUCUGCCUUGAUUUAAAGCCGCACGUCCCGCGCAGGCCUCUUUAUCGUGACAAAUAAAUCAAGUGCUUCUUUCCCCAUUUAAACACCAUUUACAGCCCUAACAGUGCCUGCUGAUGCACACAAUCUCACAUUAUCUCUUUUUGUGCGAGCGUGCUCAUCACUCGGGGGCGAGAUCGGGCCCCGUUUCGCGCUAAUCCUAAUAAUGAUGUUUAAAGAAAAGCGCGUUCGGGAGUCGGUGGCAUUCAAGCCUCGAACCAGAAGCUCUCGAGAUGACAUUUAUAAGGAAGCGUUCUAACAGCUGACUCUCGUCGCGCUGGGGAUUGCAGGAAUGAAUAUGCAGUAAACAGUGAUGAAAUAUGGGUUAUUGCUGCCAAAUGUGUUUGGAUCCUACACCGAGCGGCUCCCCGGACGCGCGGCUGCGCUGGGAACCGAGGCGGCUCCGAUCUGGACAGCUUCAAGUCUAUUAGAGCAGACAAGGCCGAUUAAAGGAGCGCGUCUGAGAACGGAGCUGGAGGAAAAGUGUUUUUUUAGUAGAGGCUUCUUCAGGCCGCUAGAGAGCAGCAGCAGUCAGAGCAAGACGCGCCUAAUUAAAGCCCUGCUCUGAAAACACAAAUUUUCAUGCAAACGCUUUUUUUUCUGUGGAGACGAAAUCCUUAGACAUAAUGCAAUUAGACCUUUUUUUUUUUUUUUGCUUUGACGAAGUCGUGAUUUUCUAUUAAACUAAUUUUGAACUGGAA
This is a messenger RNA of Puntigrus tetrazona (Sumatra barb), 4579 nucleotides long. It is a transcript of the gene rhpn1, whose product is annotated as rhophilin, Rho GTPase binding protein 1. Lineage: Eukaryota; Metazoa; Chordata; Actinopteri; Cypriniformes; Cyprinidae. Gene Ontology annotation, molecular function: protein binding. The transcript has 15 exons. The record is from RefSeq and is a predicted model, not a curated record. Gene Ontology annotation, biological process: signal transduction; negative regulation of stress fiber assembly.